CUUGACCACCUACCUCUCAUGUCUGUACAUAUGCCUGUGCAAAUGAUUGAUGGACUAUUCGGUCACGUCUCCUAUCACUACACUCUCUGAUUGGCCUAUUCAUGUCCCACUGUGCUAUUCACUGGCAACCAGUCUAAUCAGCUGGGAUGGGUUCCAGCUCCCUGUGACCCUGAAUGGGAUAACUGGUUUUAGGUGUCAGCAGGUAAGAGGAAGCCGCGAACCGGAAGUACUCCACACGGAGAGCACCGAUGCAUAUAAGGCAAAAGCAGAGGCGGGAGGCGCCCUCUGCAAAUUCACUCACCUUGUCAGGUCACGUCGACUAGGAGUGCUGCUGGUGACUUCUGGUGGGAAAUUCCACAUUGGAAUUAGCACCCAAAGCUAAGAAGUUGUGGAGCCUAGCAAUGGUGCAGCGUCCUCCUUCCCCAAUGGUGGGUGUCACUCUCGAACAGUCAGAGGAGCGAAAGGACAGACUGGAAGGCGCUGUGAUUGUUACGAGUCCGAAGCGAGACUCUCCUGCCAACCCGGAUGCCCUGCCGAGCCUUGAAUUCCCCACUGCAUAUUAUGGAUAUGAAACCUACAUUGAAGAGGGACUUAUCUGCCUCAAACACAAGGUUCGCAACUUGGAGAAAAAGAAGCUGAAACUGGAACAUUAUAAGAGACGCUUGGACUUGGGUGAGACUCUUAAUAAAGACCAAAAGGCUGCUGCUGAUAAAUAUGAGCAGGUGGUGCAUAACUUGGAAUUUGCCCAGGAGCUCCAUAAAACGCUGGAAAAUUUGACUCAAAACCUGCUGAGGUCACAGAAGAAGGCAGUAAAGAGGGAGCAACUGGAAAUGAUGGAAGCUGAAAGGAGACGGCUAAGCAUGGUGCUACAAGUCCAACACCUCCUUGCCAGCAUACAACAAGCCCAGGUCAAGAAAGACCUCCUAAGCGGACGCAAUCAGGCACCCUACCUAACUGCACAGCGUCUGAACAGCCUGAGCCAGCUGGCCACAUUGCUUGGAGCGCGGCAGGAUGACCGACUGAGUUUAGAGCAGAGGAUGGAGGAAGCGGCUGUGAUCUACUUUGACCUUCUGGAGGGAAACGAAAAACCAGUGGCGGGAUCAACAUUUAAAAAGCUGAAAGAGGAGCUUACCAAAUUAUUGAACUGCAAGUACUUCUCUUCUCUUCCAUCCAAAACAACUCUAGCCAUGUCGAAGUUGACGCACCCUGAAGUUUCUGAGGAGUUCAUCCACCCGUGUUUACGUCUGCCAUUGAGACUUUUCUUGCUCAAAAUGAAAAAGGAAGUUAUGAGAGCGGAUGAACCUCCUGACUGCUGGGAUAUGGAGUUCUCGGAUGAAGGCAUUUCACUUCAGGCUGCAGCCCCCAAACCCUGGAAAGGAGCUGCAACUUUAAUGCCCAAAGCCCCUGAUACCAGCAAAAGCAAAUCGGCUGAUAGUGGACAGGGAAAGGAGAGGAAAGCUAAAAGAGAGCAAAAUGCCAAGACCGAUGUUCACAAGGGUUUACCCGAAAUGAAACUCAACUCUCCAACCUUACCCAAAGACCCCAUAAUGAGGAAAAAACACUUGGAGGACCUCAUGACCAAGAUCCAUGGCUCUUUCAGUUUCAUGCAGGAUUCUCUUCUAGAUUGUGAGUCCUCUUCAGAAAACGGACUGUCCAAAUUUAAAAGGGAGCCAUCUGACUUGUCAUCUCCUCUGGCUUUAAAAAACCCAAGUGAUGCGCUGCCAAAGGAAAUGCACUCUACCCCAUUGCCGACCAGGCUUCUGGAGUCCAAAAUCAGUCUGACAAAUGGAGAUCAAUGCCUAAAAACCUAUGGGCAGGAGAUUUCCUCAAAUGAGCCUCUGCAUUUGGCUGAGCAGAAGAAAUUUUCUUCACCAUUGUUUCGUGCCCCAGAGUCUCCAAUUGCUAUACCGGUAGCUGGAUCGCAAAAAAAUUCCCCCUGUAGUGGGAUGGCACCUAACAUCUCCAUUACCACCCCUCCCAAGCAUACAUUUUCUACACCGCCCGCAAGGCAAACCGUCAACUCUGUGCAAUUUCGUGAUAUCCCAUCGGUCUUCAACGGGGGUGUCAAGGUAGAGCCCAGGUACACCAACUCCAGCACCCAAACACCACCUGAGUUUUUGCCCCCAGAAGAUGACUCCCAAACACUGGGUGGGCCAAGCAUUUUCCACACUCAUCCUAAGAACUACGGGCAUCUCCUCUGUGCUCCAAAAGACUCUGGAUCCCAAAAUGUAUGUGGGUGUGGAGGACCGCAUCAUUUCAGUGCCUGGCGUGAGUGCUCACAGGUGAGCAGCCCAGACCGUGUGGAAGAAUUCACAAUGGUGGACUCAGGACACGGGGAUUCCCUUCCCGCCUCCAUCAUAGACGUCCCGCACAGUCCUCAUGGCCACCAUCACACCUCCCUACUUCCCAUGCAACUCUACCCUCUCUCCCAGCCGCUGAAAGUUGCAUUCACGGCCUCGCGCACCGUCAACUUUGCCCCAGGCAACCUAGACCAGCCCAUUGUUUUUGAUCAGCUGCACAGCAACCUCGGAGAGAUGUUUGACACUCACAUUGGCCGCUUCACCUGUCCUAUUAACGGAAUGUAUGUUUUCAUGUUCCACAUCCUUAAGCUCGCAAUUAAUGUGCCACUUUACAUCAACCUCAUGUGCAAUGAAGAGGUCAUGGUGUCCGCGUACGCCAAUGAUGGCGCACCGGAUCAUGAGACAGCCAGCAACCACGCUAUCUUGCCCCUCUUCCAAGGAGAUCAGGUUUGGCUGAGAUUGCAUCGUGGUGCCAUUUAUGGAAGCACCUGGAAGUAUAGUACAUUUUCUGGCUUUUUGCUUUACCAGGACUGAGCUCUGUGUGGUCUCUUGAUUUUGUACCAAACUGUUGACCCAUUAGGUCAGCCAGCAUACCAGUACCUUUUUCACCCAAAAGUCUGCCGAUUUAAAGAUCAGUUGUGAGUACAUAUUUGAAAUAGGAUUUCUGAUUCAUUGACCCUAGUACACGAGUACAACAUGAUCACAAUGUCUGUAGCAGCUUACCCGUGAAGCACAAUUGGUGGACAGUCAAACUUUGUGGGCUCUGAGACUUUUGUCAGGAAAACCUGUUUUGGUGGUGGGUAUGGUGUUGAACACAAGCAGCCAGUAUGUUGAAUUAAAACCCAAACUAAAGAGGUCAAUUUGGUCUCUUAAUGUGGCGUAAUAAAACAUUAGCAGUGACA
This is a messenger RNA of Phycodurus eques (leafy seadragon), 3202 nucleotides long. It is a transcript of the gene caprin2, whose product is annotated as caprin family member 2. Lineage: Eukaryota; Metazoa; Chordata; Actinopteri; Syngnathiformes; Syngnathidae. Gene Ontology annotation, cellular component: cytoplasm. The record is from RefSeq and is a predicted model, not a curated record. Gene Ontology annotation, molecular function: signaling receptor binding. Gene Ontology annotation, biological process: positive regulation of canonical Wnt signaling pathway.